Salvia hispanica is the source of this 2012-nucleotide messenger RNA. RefSeq names its product LOW protein: PPR containing protein. The record is from RefSeq and is a predicted model, not a curated record. Gene Ontology annotation, molecular function: mRNA binding; protein binding. Gene Ontology annotation, biological process: RNA processing; mitochondrion organization. Gene Ontology annotation, cellular component: mitochondrion. NCBI's taxonomy places the organism in Eukaryota, Viridiplantae, Streptophyta, Magnoliopsida, Lamiales, Lamiaceae.
UCUUCUCUCGCCGGCGCAUACAUCGCCCGACUUCUGUUUCCCCACUCAAAUUUCACCAUCCAUCUCUCUCUCAUUCAAAAUUUCCCAAUUCCAGAGCAACCAAAUCGAGGAAAUCUUAUCCAUUGCCCGAGGAGGAAUGAGUAUUUAUUAUAUUGCUCCAACUGUCAACCGCCGCAACUGUUCACCAGCAGCGAUGGAUCUCUGCCUCCUUAAUCCAUGCAAACUUCGUCUCUCUUGUUUCACAGUGACUUCAUGCUCUAAGCAUACCUCAGAUUCCGACGUCAAUUCUCCGCCGCAGAACCUCCAAAUUCGUAAGAUUUCGAAGAAGGAACUCUCACGAGUCUUGAGGAAGGAAUCUGCCAUUCAAUCCGUUGAGAGAAAAGCAAACUCUUCGAAGUACAACAAUCUUUGGCCCAAGUCUGUUUUGGAAGCUUUAAAUGAUGCAAUUAAGCAAAACCGCUGGGAGUCUGCCCUUAAGAUAUUCAAUCUUCUACGUCGGCAACAGUGGUAUGAGGCACGGUGUCAGACAUAUGCAAAGCUAUUAGUGAUGCUUGGUAAAUGCAAGCAGCCAAAUCAGGCUACCUUGCUUUUCGAGACGAUGCUGUCUGAUGGCCUAAAGCCUACCGUUGAUGUGUACACUGCACUGGUGAGUGCCUAUGCCCUCAAUGGCCUCUUAGACAAGGCAUUUUGUGUUAUUGAUGAGAUGAAAUCGGUCCGUGAUUGCAAACCGGAUGCUUUCACUUACUCUACUCUCAUCAAAAGCUGCAUUAAGCUUCAUCGUUUUGAUUUGAUUGAGCUUAUUCUGAAGGAAAUGGUGCAUUCAGGAAUUAAAUGUACUGUUGUGACCUAUAAUAUCCUUAUCGACGGAUAUGGAAAAGCUAAACAUUUUGAUCUAAUGGAGAGCUCAUUGACUAAUAUGAUUCAUAGUGGAAAUUGUCUUCCAGAUAUUUUUACUUUCAAUUCUGUAAUUGGGGCUUACGGUGGAUGUGGAAAGAUCAAGGAAAUGGAGAAUUGGUUUGACGAAUUUCAGCUGAUGGGAUUAAAGCCUGACAUAGUGACAUAUAACAUCUUGAUUAAGUCCUACGGUAAUUCUGGUUUAUACCCGAAGAUGACAUCUGUGUUAGAUUUUAUGGAGAAGAGAUUCUUUUCUCCUACAAUAGUUACCUAUAACAUAACGAUUGAUACAUUUGGAAAGGCUGGGAAUAUAAAGAAGAUGGAAGAAAUUUUUCUGAAGAUGAAACAUCGAGGUCUGAAACCUAAUUCAGUUACAUACAGUUCUCUUGUCAGUGCAUACUGUAAAGCAGGGCUUUUGGGAAAGAUUGAUUCAAUUAUAAAGCAAGUAGUGAAUUCGGAUGUCGUACUGGAUACGACUUUCUUCAACUGUAUCAUCCAUGCUUAUGGAAAUGCUGGUGAUAUAGAAAGUAUGAUGCAGUUUUUUGAUGCAAUGGAGGCAAAUGGUUGCAAACCUGAUAAUAUAACGUUCAGUACAAUCAUCCAGGCCUGUCGCUCACAAGGAAUGAUUGAUACUGAGAAUUUGGAGAGUCGUAUGAUUCUUGGUGAUGCAUAAUUCAGGAAGGAAACAGAUUCAUGGGAACUGAAAAAACGUUUAUGAAGGAUAAGUAUCCUGUUAUUUAUCAUGAAUACAAGAAAGAAGUUCGGUUAGCUCCAUCAUCACAUGUUUCUUCAGGAUUCUGGUAAGUCAUCAGGCAGCCAAUGAGUUAAUAGGAGAUUAUGAAUGGAUUAUGAGUGGAUUAUGGUGGGUCUGAUGUGUUAGAAAAGAAGAUUUGAUAAGAGAUGUGGAUCUCCAUGUUCUAUCUUGCGAAACGGUUAAUUUGGAAGUAUGAAGCAAGCUAGCGUUACAAGGUAAGCAACUUAAUUGCGGGUUAGAAGAUGGUGCCUAGAUUUUCAUUUCAGACCGGGUAACAUAUAACCUUAAGGGUGUGUUUGGUUUAUCGGAUAUGGCAACAUAGGGAAUGUUAAAUGGUAAAUGCAGAUGUUUGGUUUGAUUGUUA